Drosophila pseudoobscura is the source of this 722-nucleotide messenger RNA. Its product is annotated as metallo-beta-lactamase domain-containing protein 1. The coding region runs from base 25 to 699 and encodes 224 amino acids. The record is from RefSeq and is a predicted model, not a curated record. Lineage: Eukaryota; Metazoa; Arthropoda; Insecta; Diptera; Drosophilidae. The transcript has a single exon.
UAUAAAAGACAAAAUUUCAGACAAAUGACGGCACCGGCGAAAAACCAGGUAAUUGUGCUCCAGCCUGGUUACUCCCACGAGGAUGAAAAUGAUGAGACUGCCAUGAGAGCGAACUGCACCUGCACGCUGAUCCGCUGCAGAGACGGCCAAAAUAUCAUCGUGGACACUAUGACAGCUUGGGACGGCGACCUGUUGCAAUCUCUGCUGCGGCACCAAGGUCUGGAAGUUGAGGACAUACAUGUUGUCGUCUGUACCCACGGACACUCUGAUCACAUUGGAUGCAAUUACUUGUUUAAGAAGGCGCGCAUUCAUAUGGUAGGAGCUUGUGCCUCCAACCGUGAUCUAUACUUUGACCAUCUUUCAAGCGGCGACAUAAACGAGAAAAAGCAAUUGGAUACAAAUGGCGAGGUUGUGGUCAAGCGGACACCCGGGCAUACGCUUAGCUGUGUUUCUGUAAUCGUGCAAAGCACUCAGCUUGGCGGCACGGUUGGUAUUGCUGGAGAUCUCUUCGAGCGCCGGGAGGAUGUGGAGGAUGACAGCAUUUGGAGGAACGCUGGCAGCGAGGAUGAAAACAGUCAGCGCGUGGAGCGAAGCAAAAUGGGUCUCUUGUGUGAUCACAUUGUGCCAGGACAUGGACCGAUGUUUCCGUUGACUACCGAAAUGCGCCUGAAGUUAAAACGAGACGCGGAAUUAUCGUAAUAAAUCGUAAUACAUUUGAAUUU